Plasmodium gallinaceum is the source of this 1035-nucleotide messenger RNA. It is a transcript of the gene TPT, whose product is annotated as triose phosphate transporter, putative. Gene Ontology annotation, cellular component: Golgi apparatus. The record is from RefSeq and is a predicted model, not a curated record. The transcript has a single exon. NCBI's taxonomy places the organism in Eukaryota, Apicomplexa, Aconoidasida, Haemosporida, Plasmodiidae. Gene Ontology annotation, molecular function: antiporter activity. Bases 1 to 1035 code for a protein of 344 amino acids.
AUGAUGAAAGAUAAUGAAAAGAAUGAGUAUGGAACCUUUCCAAUAACAAUAAAUGAUGCAUAUUCUGAUAAAUUAAAAGAUAAGAAAUAUAAAGGUAAAGAUAUAUAUUCUACCUUUUAUGAUAAAGUUAAAUUAAUAUUUUUAUUAAUAACAUGGUAUGCAUUAAAUGUACUAUAUAAUGUUGAUAACAAAAGGGCGUUAAAUAUGAUAAAGUUACCUUGGUUAAUUAGUUGUAUACAAUUAUUUGUCGGAUGGAUAUUUAUAUUUAUUUAUUGGAUAAGUGGAUAUAAAAAAGUACCAAAAAUAUAUUCAUAUGAUUUAUUUUUAAAAAAUAUUUUAAUUCAAAGUGUGUGUCACAUAUUAGUUCAUUUUGGAGCAGUUAUGUCAAUGUCUCAAACAAGUGUUUCCUUUACUCAUGUUGUUAAGGCGUGCGAGCCAGUAUUUACAGCUAUUUUAUCAAUUUUACUUUUAAAACAAUACAUGAAACUUAAUAAAUAUAUAUCAUUAUUAGUUAUUGUUAGUGGGGUUGUGUGUGCUUCUGUUAAGGAAUUACAUUUUACUUGGAUAUCUUUUUGGUGUGCAACUAUCUCAAAUUUUGGUUCUUCUAUGAGAUCUAUUUAUGCUAAGAAAAUGAUGACUCAGAAAUCAUCAAUAGGGGAAAAUUUGAAUGCUUCAAAUAUAUACUCUUUAAUUACUAUUUUUUCUGCCUUAAUCUCAUUACCAUUAGUUUUAAUAUUUGAAGGAAGAUCUGCCUAUAGUUUUUUAACAAAUUACCAAAGUACUCAAUCUAUUCAUUCAUUUCGUGAUAUUGUUGUAAAGAUAUUUUUAAGUGGAAUGUGGUAUUACUUAAAUAAUGAAGUUGCGUUUAUGUGUUUAGAAAAAAUUAACCAAAUUACUCAUGCUGUUGCAAACUCAGUUAAAAGAGUUGUUAUAAUUGUAUCUUCAAUCAUUAUUUUUAAAACACAAAUAACCUUAUUAGGUGCUGUUGGAUCAGCUGUUGCCAUAUUUGGCACAUUUUUAUAUUCUAUUUUUUAA